GAGAGAAAACAGGUUGCUCCUGCUUUCCUCUUCAUUGGCAUUUUUUUGAGCCCAAUGAGGCAUUCUGGCUGUUGCUAUUUUUUGCUAUAUUAGCUUACCAGCAAAAGGCUGCCUCAGAAACUGCCAGUCUUCAUUGCCUGAUUAGUAAUGAAUAGUCAUCAACCUUUGACAACCACAGGGGACAGAGGGAACAAGACAAGUGGAAGUAGCAGGGACCCUCCAGGAGAACCUUGCCACAGGCUAAGCAUUCACCAGAUUUCCUACACUAUCAGAGAGCGUUCUGGCCCUUGGUGGGACAUUGGUUCAUAUUGGAAAAAAUGGACCAGACAGAUCCUCAAAGACAUCUCCUUGUAUGUCGAGAGUGGGCAGAUUCUGGGGAUUAUAGGAAGCUCUGGCUCUGGAAAAACAACUUUGCUAGAUGCCAUAUCUGGAAGACUAAGACGUAAAGGGACCUUCCUUGGAGAAGUGUGUGUGAAUGGACGGCAGUUGAAAAGAGACGAAUUUCAAGAUUGCUUCUCCUAUGCUCUGCAGAAUGAAACUUUGCUGAGUAAUCUCACAGUACAGGAGACACUGUUCUAUACUGCUCUAUUGGCCAUUCGUGAGGGCUCCAAAGACUUCUUCGAAAAAAAGGUGGAGGCAGUAAUAGCAGAGAUGAGCCUUGGCCAUAUUGCUAACAGGCUGAUUGGGAGAAAAACUUUUGGGGGAAUUUCUAGUGGUGAAAGGCGCCUCAUCUCUAUUGCAGCCCAGCUCCUCCAGGAUCCUAAAGUGAUGCUAUUUGAUGAGCCAACCACAGGGCUGGACUGCGUGACAGCAAAUCGGAUUGUAGUCCUGCUCUCCAAACUGGCCCGAAGAAAUCGGAUUGUGAUCCUCACCAUCCACCAGCCCCGCUCAGAGCUGUUCCAGCUGUUUGAUAAAAUUGCCAUCAUGAGCUGUGGAGAGUUGGUUUUCUGUGGGGCACCUGCGGAAAUGAUUGAUUUCUUCAGUGACUGUGACUAUCCUUGUCCGGAACAUUCAAACCCAUUUGACUUUUAUAUGGACCUGACAUCAGUAGAUACCCAAAGUAAAGAACGUGAAAUAGAAACCUACAAAAGAGUGCAGCUGAUUGGAUCUGCCUAUAAAACUUCAGUAAUUUAUCAACAAACUUUGGAGAAUAUAAAAAAAGUAAAACACUUGAAAACAUUGCUACCAGUUCCUUUUAAAACCAAGAAUUCUCCGGGCACUCUCGCCAAAUUAGGCAUCCUCUUGAGGAAAAUAUCAAGAAACUUGUUGAGAAAUAAAAUGGCAGUGUCUGUGCGACUCAUUCAGAAUUUCAUCAUGGCUUUGCCCCUUUUGUUUUGUAUCCUUCAUUUGAAGAAUGAUCUGCUAAAAGGUGCCAUUCAAGAUCGAGUAGGCCUUCUGUACUCAUGUGUGGCAGGAUUACCAUAUACUGGUCUGCUCAAUGCUAUCACUCUCUUUCCUGAUUUACGGGCCGUUAGUGACCAACAGAGUCAGGAUGGUUUAUAUCAGAAGUGGCAAAUGCUGGUGGCUUACAUCCUGCACAUUCUUCCCUUCAGUAUCCUCGGCGUGGUGAUUUUCAGCAGCGUGCUCUAUUGGUCUGUGGGCUUGUACCCCGAGGGGGCCAGAUUUGGGUAUUUCUGUGCUGCUACCUUUGUACCCCAUUUAGCUGGUGAACUCCUAACAAUUGUGCUUCUUGGUGUGGUUCAGAGCCCCAAUAUAGUCAACAGUGAAGUGGCCUUGCUUAUCAUUGCAGGAGUCCUUGUUGGAUCUGGAUUUAUGCGGAACAUAAAUGACAUGCCCAUUCCUUUAAAAAUCCUCGGUUACUUUACAUUUCAAAAGUAUAGUUCCGAGAUUUUAAUAGUCAAUGAAUUUUAUGGACUGAAUUUCACUUGUGGUGGUUCAAAUUCAUCAGCAGGAAAUCCACUCUGUCUCUUCACUCAAGGAAAUAUGUUCAUUGAAAGAACCUGUCCAGGUGCAACAUCAAGAUUUACAACAAACUUUCUUAUUUUAUAUGCGUUCAUCCCUGUUCUUGUCAUUUUAGGAAUAAUUGUGUUCAAAAUAAGAGAUUACUUGAUUAGCAGAUAGUGACAAAUACUGCCACUAAAAAACUCCUAUUUGUAGAUAAGUGGUUUAAAACCUGAAGAUAAAUAUAUCUAACAAUUUUCAAAUUCCAUGGGUUGCAUUCUUGAUACCAUCAAGAUCCUGGAGACUGUGACUCAAGUAGUUAUAUGGACCUCUGGCUAUUGUCCUGGUUGUCACUUUUCUAUCCCGUGAGUUUUGGCGCAUGGAAACUUAUUCAGAUGUUUCACGAAAUGUAAAUAAUAAUUCAUAAUGAAAAGACAUUUUAAGCUUGUCUUUCUUGUUCUGUACACAGAGGGGAGAAAUCAUAAAAAAAAAAAAGGAUGGUGUGUAUUGAUGUUAUUAUAACACUUACUCUAAGUUAUCUGUGAAAAGAAAUGGUGUGAAUGAUUAUACAGCCAUUGUGGAAACUGUGGGUUUGAAAAACACAAUGGAAGUAUAAUGGAAAACUGCAUUAUUCUUACUUCAUUUCCUUAAUGAUUCAUGAUUUCAUCAGUGUGGGUUUUUUCAUGGGAAGAUGUAAUAAUUCGCCACAACUUUUAGUAGCUGGUCUUCAAAAAUUGCUAGGUUUGAGAAAAUCACCGUGUUUCUACCAACUUGCUGAUGGAUUAAUUUGAUGAAGUCUGACCUUCCUUGCUCACAUCCAAGUAUGUCUAGUUGUUGUUGUUCAGUCCCACCUAAUUCUUUGUGACUCUGUGUAUCGCCGCAGGACAAUACUGUUCCACAAAGUUUUCUUGGCAAAGGUACUGGAGUGGUUUGCCAUUUCCUCCUUCAGUAAAUGAAGGCAAAGUGACCUGCCCAAGUGUCUGAGGAAGAUUUGAACUUAGAUUUUCCGAACUCCCAGCCCUGCAUUUUAUCCCACUGAAAAAUCUAUCUGCCUCCUCUAGUAGGCUUUAUAAAUAAAACUAUUUUUAGUUUUAUAAAUAAUAUUAUUAU
This is a messenger RNA of Sarcophilus harrisii (Tasmanian devil), 3012 nucleotides long. RefSeq names its product ATP binding cassette subfamily G member 5 (gene ABCG5). Gene Ontology annotation, biological process: cholesterol homeostasis. The transcript has 13 exons. Gene Ontology annotation, cellular component: plasma membrane. The coding region runs from base 148 to 2082 and encodes 644 amino acids. The record is from RefSeq and is a predicted model, not a curated record. NCBI's taxonomy places the organism in Eukaryota, Metazoa, Chordata, Mammalia, Dasyuromorphia, Dasyuridae. Gene Ontology annotation, molecular function: ATP hydrolysis activity; ABC-type transporter activity; ATP binding.